Messenger RNA from Dentiscutata erythropus, 2166 nucleotides. Lineage: Eukaryota; Fungi; Glomeromycota; Glomeromycetes; Diversisporales; Gigasporaceae. The record is from the annotation of a GenBank genome assembly.
CAAAUACAACCUAUACGACAUUGGUAUGCUAUUGAACUUCCACCACUUUCAAAUAAUUUGUCUGAGGUUCCAAUUUCCGAAGCAAGAAUUACUUCAAAAUAUGAUACCGCAAAAAAACUAUUGAAAACUGAAAAUGAACAAUAUGAAGCCAACCCAGUACUACACCAUUCAUUUGACCGCACUUUUUACAUAACAAUGCUUAAAUCUGGUACUCUUAAGGAUAAGAUAUCAACUCUAUCUGUUCUUGUUGACGAAUCGCCUAUCCAUGCGGUUCAUGCAUUAGAUACAUUAAUGAAUAUGGCUAAGAAGAAGGGUAGAGACGAGGCAGUUCAAGCGAUUGACUGUUUAAUGCAUUUAAUGAUUGAAUCUAUUCUACCUAACCGAAAGCUCAAAUAUUUUCGUGAUCAACUGUUAAAUGAUCCAAAAGUAUCGGACAAGCACUUGAUAGUUUGGGCAUUUGAAGAUUACAUCAAAAAUUAUUAUUAUGAAUUACUUGGUGUGAUUGAAACACUAACUCAUGAUGUUCUAACGUUCGUGAGACAGAAAAUGAUUUCGAUUAUUUUCGCAUUGUUUAAAGAAAAGCCCGAACAAGAGCAAAAUUUAUUAAGAUUGUUAGUUAAUAAAUUGGGUGAUAAAGAACGAAAAGUAGCAUCCAAAACAUCUUACUUGGUUAAUCAAAUAUUUGAAGUUCAUCCGUUAAUGAAACUUCAUAUUAUAAGAGAAAUUGAACAAUUAAUUUUGUUUCCCGCUGCGAACGAACGAGCUUUAUAUUAUGGUGUCAUUACGUUAAAUCAAAUUAUUCUCACAAAGAAUGAUACUGAAGAGGAUAACGAGACUAAAAAUGAAGAUAUUGUGAAUUCUAAACUUGUCGCCGCAAUAUUAACGGGUGUAAAUAGGGCUUACAAAUUUGCUAAGGUGGACCAUAGUGUAUACGACUCCCGUUUGAACGUUUUAUAUCGUAUCACAUGUAUUGGUACCUUUAAUAUUAGUAUACAAGCAUUGAUGCUGAUUUAUCAAAUUUCCUGCGAAAAAGAGUCAUUGUCUGAACGUUUCUACCGUGCUCUCUACCAGUCGUUAUUUGACCCUCGUCUCAGCAGAUCAUCAAAACAUGCGAUGUACUUAAACUUAUUAUUCAAAGCCUUGAAGGAUGAUCCAAAAAUAAUACGUGUUGAAGCUUUUAUAAAGAGAUUGAUACAAAUAUGUGGUCAUCAUUUACCACCUUUUAUCUGUGGGGCUUUCUAUAUGAUUUCGGAACUUGUAAAAAGGCAUCCAUCGCUUAGUUAUUUUAUUAACCAGCCUGAAGAUCAUGAUGGUGAUAUACCAGAUGACGAUUCAGCUAACUUGGAUCGAGGUGAUAAAUCCAAACGAAGUCAAUCUUCAUCCAAGAUAACAAAUUCUCGAAAGUAUGAUGGUCGAAAACGAGAUCCUCAAUAUAGUAAUGCUGAUAAAACGUGUAUAUGGGAAUUGACCAUUUUCAUUAAUCAUUUUCAUCCCACAGUUGCUUUAUAUGCAAAGCAACUACUUGAGAAUAUACCUAUUGAUCCACCACCUGAACUUCAUCAUCAUACAUUAUCACAUUUCCUGGAUAGAUUUGUAUAUCGUAAUCCUAAACAAACAGAUCGAAUUAAAGGUGGUAAUCCCAUACUUCAACCAAUUGUCGCCUCGGAACCAGGAAUGGUAGUAAUGAAGAAAGGUACUGGAAUAUCUAAAGAUGAAAUAAAUGUAAAUUCCGAAGAAUUUUGGAGGAGAAAGCUGGAUGACGUACCAGAAGAUCAGGUAUUCUUUCACAAAUAUUUUACACAAAAAAACGAAGGAAAGCAAGUGAAAAAGGUGAAAAAGGAAUCGGACAGAACAGCAGACUUUCUUGACAAUGACGAAGAAGAUGAUGAAUUGGAGGAUGAAAUAUGGGCAGCAAUGAAAUCAACGUUACCUAUUAAAAUGGAUUCAGAUCUCGAGGAUAGCGAGGAUGAUGAUGAGCCUAAUGAUUUAGAGGACGAUGAUUCGGUUGAAGAUGAUGACGACAUUAUAAGUAGCGAAAAUGAUGAUGGUCCAGCUCACAAAAAGGUUAAAUUGAAGCAUUUACCGACCUUUGCAUCAUAUGAAGAUAUAUCGUCUUUAAUUAAAAAAAAAAAACAAAAGAGUUCUCGUAGGACUCAAAAAAUUUAA